Messenger RNA from Monosiga brevicollis MX1, 920 nucleotides. RefSeq lists its product as uncharacterized. Gene Ontology annotation, biological process: translation. The transcript has 4 exons. The coding region runs from base 9 to 803 and encodes 264 amino acids. Gene Ontology annotation, cellular component: cytosolic small ribosomal subunit; ribosome. Gene Ontology annotation, molecular function: structural constituent of ribosome; RNA binding. The record is from RefSeq and is a predicted model, not a curated record. Lineage: Eukaryota; Choanoflagellata; Craspedida; Salpingoecidae.
AGGUCAUCAUGGCUCGUGGACCGAAGAAGCACUUGAAGCGCCUGGCCGCCCCCAAGCACUGGAUGCUUGACAAGCUGACCGGUCGCUAUGCUCCCCGCCCGUCGACUGGUCCUCACAAGCUCCGUGAGUGCCUUCCUCUGGUCAUCUUCCUCCGCAACCGCCUCAAAUACGCCCUGACGUACCACGAGGUCAAGAUGAUCCUGAAGCAGCGCAAGGUGUACGUUGAUGGCAAGGCUCGCACCGACCUUACCUUCCCCACCGGUCUGAUGGAUGUCAUCUCCAUCCCCGACACCAACGAGCACUUCCGUCUCCUGUUCGACACUAAGGGUCGCUACACCGUCCACAAGAUCCAGGAUGACGAGGCCUCGUUCAAGCUGUGCAAGGUCAAGCAGGCUGCCAUUGGCCCCAACGCCGUCCCCUACGUUGUGACCCACGAUGGCCGCACCAUCCGCUACCCUGACCCUCACAUCAAGGUCAACGACACCGUCAAGGUUGACCUCGACAGCGGUCGCAUCACCGAUUUCAUCAAGUUCGACAUUGGCGUCCUUGUGCUUUGCACUGGCGGCCGUAACAUGGGCCGUGUUGGUACGCUCAUGUCGCGUGACAAGAUGAUGGGUGCCACCGACGUCGUCCACGUCCGUGACUCCGCUGGUCAGCAGUUCACCACUCUGCUCAGCAACGUCUUUGCUGUCGGCUCUGGCAAGAAGCCUGCCAUCUCGCUUCCCCGCGGCAAGGGUGUCCGUCUCACCAUUGCCGAGGAGCGCGAUCGCCGCCUCAAGGACAAGGCCAAGGCCGCCGCGUAAAUUUGCUCCCUUUUUCUUUGCUGUUUAUUUUCGCGACGACCCCCUUAGCCAAAACGCGCGAGGUUUUGAAGUGCUUUAUCGAGCAGCAAAUCCCCAAAAUCGAGCCAUCAAAAAACC